Messenger RNA from Suhomyces tanzawaensis NRRL Y-17324, 885 nucleotides. RefSeq lists its product as uncharacterized. The transcript has a single exon. The coding region runs from base 1 to 885 and encodes 294 amino acids. Gene Ontology annotation, biological process: C-terminal protein lipidation; nucleophagy; cellular response to nitrogen starvation. Lineage: Eukaryota; Fungi; Ascomycota; Pichiomycetes; Serinales; Debaryomycetaceae. Gene Ontology annotation, cellular component: cytoplasm; Atg12-Atg5-Atg16 complex; phagophore assembly site membrane. The record is from RefSeq and is a predicted model, not a curated record.
AUGCAAUCCAUCGAGGUCAAGGAGAGCGUGUGGAACGGGCUGGUCAACGUGCGGAUCGUGUUCCGUUCCGCAGGUGGCCCCGUCCAGUACUUGGCUCGGGUGUACCGGCAGUCGUACUUUGCGGUGGAGUUCGCGGCCUUGGUGGAGUACUUCGGUCGCCACGACAAGGCGGUGGCCACGCAGCCAGUAUGGUUGGAGUACGAGUCAGUCCCCAUCAAGUGGAACCUCCCGGUGGGCGUGCUCCACGACUACCUCCAUCUUCCUGUCCGCACCACCAGUGCAGUCUGGACCCUCACCUUGCGGUGCGACCAGUACCCGCGCGACCACAUCAUCCCGUUCAUCUACACCACCGGGAGUGGGACCGUGGACUACGCCCGAUCGCUCCAGGAGACGGUGGUCAACCUGUUGAAGCAGUCCAGCUUUGUUCUCAAUGGCAACGCCAAGGUCAUCAUGGCGCUAGGCGAAGCCGACUCCAACGCCUGGUGGCACGCCAUCGUGGCCCACAACUUGUACCAGUACGAGCGGGUUGCCCGGAUAGUGAUGCCGUCGCUCAAGUUCCAGCGCGUGCCUGUCAAGGUGUACGUGUGCGGGUCCACCGAGGUGAUCCAGGCGCCGAUCUACCCCACCAGUGCCAGUGGUGCCGCCGUAUCGUUGGGCGCCGUGUUGAGCGAGGUAUUGCCGUCUUUAUUUGCCCAGGGAACCUUCGCCCGUCCCUACAUCCAGGGCUUGGACAUGACUGCAUGGGUCAACAACCCUGACUGCGGAAUCUUGGACUUGUGGAAGGCAUUCAAGCAUCUCGACAACUUCUUGUACAUCACGGUGUUGGUGGCCAGCGGGCUGGCCGAGAUCGACUCCCGAGAUAAGCAAUCGAUAUCUGGAUCGUAA